GAAAACAUGGUGCGGUGACAAAACGCCCGGACACCGACUGAGGAUUCAACAGGAUUCACGUUUUUAUAUCAAUCUACAAAGGACACAGAAGAUACCUGAGGUGUUAAGAUGAGUCGGCCGCGGGUAGACUCCCAGGCUUCCAUGCGGCCUGACGAUGAGGUCAUGCCGUACAGUGACGACGAGACGGAUGACGAAUUGGCACAGAGCAGUGACGGGGAAGCAGAGGGGUCACCAGGAGCCUUGCACCCCCCAGUGGACGCUAGAGCCAGCGAGAUCAACUGGAAGGUGAAAGCCAAUGACCGACCUUACCACCACCUGCCAGAGUUUCAGAAAAAAGUCUUCUUGUGCUUUAAGAAGAGCAAAUACUCUGGAAACGCCAUCAAGACAUACAAGUACAACUUUCUCACCUUCAUCCCCCUCAACCUGUACGAGCAGUUUAGGAGAGUUGCCAACCUCUACUUCUUGGCUCUGCUCAUCUUACAGGUUAUUCCAGACAUUUCCACUCUGCCCUGGUACACAACACUGAUUCCUCUGGUCGUGGUGCUGGGAGUCACUGCCAUCAAAGACCUGGUGGACGAUCUUGCCCGGCACAGGAUGGACAAGGAGAUCAACAACAGGAAGUGUGAGGUCCUGCUGGAUGGCAGGUUUCAAGAGUCAAAGUGGAUGAACGUCCAGGUCGGAGAUGUGGUUCGUCUGAGGAAAAACGACUUUAUUCCGGCUGAUAUCCUCCUGUUAUCCAGCUCCAACCCAAACAGCCUGUGCUACGUAGAAACAGCCGAGCUCGACGGAGAGACGAACCUGAAGUUUAAGAUGGGACUUAGAGUGACUGAUGAGAGACUGCAGGAGGAGCGUCAGCUGGCUGAGUUUAAUGCUUUGAUCGAGUGCGAGGAGCCAAACAACCGUCUGGACAAGUUCACAGGGACGAUGCUUUGGAACAGGGAGCGCUACCCUCUGGAUCUGGACAACAUGCUGCUCCGAGGCUGCAAGGUCAGAAACACUGAGGAAUCCCACGGAGUGGUCAUCUUUGCAGGUGCCGACACCAAAAUCAUGAGGAACGGCGGGAAGACAAGGUUCAAGAGGACAAAAAUUGACGAGCUGAUGAACUACAUGGUUUAUACUAUCUUUGUGCUGCUGAUUCUGUUGGCGGCAGGUCUGGCCAUCGGUCACACCUUCUGGUACGAGGAGAUCGGCUCCAAGGCCUGGUAUCUGUACGACGGCAAAAACCAGGACGCCUCCUACAGAGGCUUCCUCAGCUUCUGGGGAUACAUCAUCGUCCUCAAUACCAUGGUGCCCAUUUCACUAUAUGUCAGUGUGGAGGUGAUUCGUUUGGGCCAGAGUAAGUUCAUCAACUGGGACCUGCAGAUGUAUUUCGCAGAGAAAGACACGCCAGCUAAGGCUCGAACCACCACCCUGAACGAGCAGCUCGGACAGAUCGAGUACAUCUUCUCUGACAAGACGGGAACUCUGACACAGAACAUCAUGCAGUUCAAGAAGUGCACCAUCGCCGGACGCAGCUACGGUGACCCGACAACUGCCGAGGGAGUGCAGCUGGACAGAGGAAGGCCGGUGGACUGGAGCUGGAACCGGGACGCUGACAAAAAGUUUCAAUUCAUGGAUCACUCCUUGGUCGCCUAUGUUCGAUCCAGGAAGGAUAAAGACGCUACAGAGUUCUUCAAACUGCUCUCCCUCUGCCACACUGUCAUGGCGGAGAACCAAGAUGGUGAACUGGUGUACCAGGCAGCAUCUCCUGAUGAGGGCGCCCUAGUGACAGCAGCCAGGAACUUCGGUUACGUGUUUCUGUCUCGUACCCAGGACACCAUCACCAUCAGGGAGAUGGAGGAGGAGGCCACCUACGAAAUGUUGGCACUGCUCGACUUCAACUCCGACCGCAAGCGCAUGUCUAUCAUCUUGAGGUUCCCUGAUGGUCGUAUUCGUCUCUACUGUAAAGGAGCCGACACAGUCAUCUAUGAGCGACUUUCCCCCAACUCCAGACACAAGGACACUACUCAGACUGCUCUGGAUACCUUUGCCAACGAGACCUUGCGGACGCUGUGCUUGUGCUACAAAGACAUCAGCAUAGACGAGUACGAAGCCUGGUCCAGGAAGCACAAAGAUGCCCAAGUGUCCCUGGGUGACCGAGAAGCUGCCCUUGAUCGCGUGUACGAGCAGAUCGAGAACAACCUGUUGCUGAUUGGGGCAACAGCCAUCGAGGACAAGCUGCAGGACGGAGUGCCAGAGACCAUUGCCAAACUGGCCAAGGCUGACAUCAAGAUCUGGGUCCUGACAGGAGAUAAGAAAGAAACGGCAGAGAACAUCGGAUAUUCCUGUUCACUUCUGACAGACGACAUGCAGAUCCACUACGGAGAAGACGUCAAUCAGAAGCUGAGGAUUCGUCAGGCCAACAGGAGAAAUGAGCCUCCAACUUACCGUCGAGGCAAAAAGACACCUGCAGAUCUGUUCUUCCCCCAGCCAGGCAAAAACGCUCUCAUCAUCACCGGAGGAUGGCUGAAUGAGAUUCUGUAUGAAAAGAAGAAGAAACGUCGUCGUCUACGUCUUCAUCGCCUGGGAAAGCGAUUGCCUCCCAGCAGCCCUCAGGAUGGACAGCCAAUGAACGACUGGGAGAAGGAGAUGAGACAGAUUGACUUUGUGGACAUGGCCUGCGAGUGCGAGGCAGUCAUCUGCUGUCGUGUCACGCCAAAGCAGAAAGCCAACGUGGUGAGUUUGGUGAAGAAGUACAAGAAGGCUGUGACGCUGUCCAUUGGAGACGGAGCCAACGAUGUCAACAUGAUCAAGACUGCAGACAUUGGUGUUGGUAUCAGUGGUCAGGAGGGGAUGCAGGCCGUCAUGUCCAGCGAUUACGCUUUCGCCCAGUUCCGUUACCUGCAGCGCCUCCUGCUGGUGCACGGACGCUGGUCCUACAUCCGAAUGUGCAAGUUCCUCCGAUUCUUCUUUUUCAAGAACUUUGCCUUCACGCUGGUCCACUUCUGGUACUCCUUCUUCAGCGGAUACUCGUCACAGGUCGCCUAUGAGGACUGGUUCAUCACUCUCUACAAUCUCUGUUACAGCAGCUUACCUGUUCUACUAGUUGGACUUCUCGACCAGGAUGUUAACGACAAGCUGAGCCUGAAAUUCCCCAAACUCUACCUGCCUGGCCAGCAGGGGGUGUUGUUCAACUACCGAAACUUCUUCAUCAGCUUGUUCCACGGCAUCUUCGUCUCACUCAUCAUCUUCUUCAUCCCUUACGGAGCGUUCCUGCAGACCAUGGGGCAAGAUGGAGAAGCCCCCUCCGACUACCAGUCCUUCGCCGUUGUCACCGCUUCGUCGCUGAUUUUUACCGUCAAUCUGCAGAUAUCUCUGGAUACCUCCUACUGGACCUUUGUCAACUGCUUUGCAGUUUUGGGCAGCAUAGCGAUCUACUUUGGCAUCAUGUUUGACAUCCACAGUGCUGGGAUCCACGUCAUCUUCCCCUCAGCAUUCACCUUCACCGGUGCAGCGUCGAACGCGCUGCGUCAGCCUUACCUGUGGUUAACCAUCAUCCUGACAGUGGGCAUCAGCCUGCUGCCCGUCAUUUGCAUCCAGUUCCUCCAUAAAACCAUCUGGCCCUCUGUAGGAGACAAGAUUCAGAGAAACAGGAAGAAGUAUGAGAUGGAGAUGGAGGAGGAGGAGAAGAAAAAGACACCAGCCUUCCAGCGUGGUCGGCGCUCCCGCCGCUCCGCCUACGCCUUCUCUCACUCCCGAGGCUAUGCCGACCUCAUCUCGUCUGGGCGGAGCAUUAGGCGGCGGCCACAGGCCCGUGGUGGACCCCAGGACAGCAUCAGGGAGUUUCCCCAGAGAGAGGCUGAAAAUAUCUGAUGGGGCUGAGCGGAAGACGGGGCAAGACUGUAGCAGGAGCGGUUGUAAAUUUUUGAAAAGUGCAAGGAGCGCUUGGUUUGUCCUCAUCUUUAUCUGUGGAGACGCUGCUGAAAUGGUCAACAUCAGAAGCUCAGCACAGAAUCAACAGCUUGUUGGGAGUUUCCUUUGGUGUAUUUAAGUGCUGUAGAAGGUGCUGCAACACAACUAGCGCUCCUCAACUUUUUGAUGAAAAUGAUUGAAAUGCAGAGCUUGGUUUACCAGUUUUUACUGAUGAUUCAAGGUAAAUCCAGGUAAAACAGUAGGUACAGCCAAUGUGCAGAAAGUUACAUGAAGCGCUACUGAAUGUACUGCAUUUCUGCUCCAGUCAGCGACUCCGUCUCCACAGCCUCCAGUUCUUAUGCACAGACUCUCUGUUAAAAUGCAAAUAAACACAAAGCUCACCGAAGAGACGACCGCCGUUACCGGGGGUUUGAGGUCAUACAGCGACAGUGUGACUGACAAUGUCAUUUAACUCAGGAUUUUUAAAAUAAAGCUUUAUUUUUAGUCAGUUUGUCCCCCUGGCUGUAACAUCGUUUAAUGUGAUACUUUUUGACAUUCAGUUUUAGCCCAGUGUUGGCAGAGCACUUGAUAUAUUAGUGUUUUCACCAGUGUAAGCUACAUGAAAUCAGACCGCAACCUCUAUAGUUUUAUUUUUGUCCGUUGAGAUGACAACUCAAACAUUUUCCCUCAUGUUCAAAACAAUGGGCUAAAACUUAAUAUGUCAUGGUAUCCUCUUUUAAUGUUUUAAUAUAAGUAAUAGUUGGAUGUUACUAUGCCAGGCUAUGCAAGGUGGUAGGAUGUUAUAAAGUGUGUCUUAAUUUAAAAAUAAAUUGUGAAUAGUGAUCUUUUUCCUCUGCUGUGUCCCAAGUGUCCUUACAGAUGGGUGCUGUAAUCACUAAUUUUUAUAGACUUCAACUUUGUUUCAGCCUUAAAAUCUUUUAAAUACCUCUUUCAAUGCUGGACUCUAGUAUCACUUGUACAAUACCUCACCUUUUUAUCACUCUGUAGGGAACUUGUAAGGAGCUGUAGUUUGUCUUUCUUGAACAGCAGUGUCACAACAUCUUUUCAAGCUUUUACAAUUUGCAGAAAGUAAAUCCAGGUGUUUCUUAAGUACAUCUUCUAAUGGGGAAAAGAAUCACAAGUUUAUUUUCAUUUGACUAAUUUGAUUAUUGGGGGUUUUUUUCCCCGUUGGAUGUUAAAUCACCUGUUCCUUAAGUUGUCAAAAAUAAUGACUUUUUCUGUGUGUGUGUGUCACUGAUUGUUUACAAUGAACUCAGAGAAGAUGUUUGUGUUUUUCGGAUCCUAUAACCAGAUUUAGAAUAUCUGAUAAACAGUGCUAAACCAAAACUAGCACAUUCCUGUUCUGACUGUUACUGUAUCCCCUUCACACUAAUGUUACUGUAUACAGAUAAUGUCUUUAUUACUGAAUGAAUGGAGGUAGUAGAUCAGGACUGUUGACUGUACCAGCAGAUAUUUUGGUCUCUGUCUAUGAUGGUAUUUUAUCAUAUGGUUGUUAAUAAAAGCCAGUGUUUAUUUUA
Messenger RNA from Thunnus maccoyii (southern bluefin tuna), 5429 nucleotides. RefSeq names its product ATPase phospholipid transporting 8B1 (gene atp8b1). The record is from RefSeq and is a predicted model, not a curated record. NCBI's taxonomy places the organism in Eukaryota, Metazoa, Chordata, Actinopteri, Scombriformes, Scombridae. Gene Ontology annotation, biological process: phospholipid translocation; Golgi organization. Gene Ontology annotation, cellular component: plasma membrane. The coding region runs from base 109 to 3852 and encodes 1247 amino acids. Gene Ontology annotation, molecular function: magnesium ion binding; ATP binding; ATP hydrolysis activity. The transcript has 30 exons.